AUGCAAGUUAAGACCUGGUUCCAAUGCCCUAAAGGCCCGAUGGUCCUAGGUGAAGGACCGAUCUACCGUUCUUCAGAUUCCACCCUACAUUGGUUCGACUGUCUCUCGACCCCGCCGGAACUGUAUAUUCUGUGCGUGGACGCCGACACUGGUGAACCCCUAGGCGAGGUGCGCGUGGUGCCGCUAGCCGAUAGCGUCACGGUGGGAUGUUUCCGCCGGGACAAACCCGGCAGCUACAUCGCGGCGUACUACCAGGGGGUCUGUUUUCUGGACGAACGCACCGGGUCUAUCGAGGUCGUUCGGGAGAUCAUCCCCGCGUCGGAGCGCGACGAGCGACGAUUCAACGAUGGCGGAGUCGAUGCUAAGGGCCGGUUCUGGCUGGCGGAGAUUGACAAACGCGCCAUGGGGUAUGGAGCUAAUCGAUUGCCCCCAUCCUAUGGAAGACCCAAGGGUCGGUUGUGGAGAUACGACCCCGACGGGAGUCUGCAUCUGAUGAUCGAUGGGGGAAUCGUGUGUGGGAAUGGACUUGCGUGGAGUCCAGAUAAUAAAACAAUGUAUUUGAACGACUCGGUGGCCAUGCAAGUGUAUGCGUUCGACUUCGACCUUGCGACGGGAGGUCUCUCGAAUCAACGUAUACUCGUCGAUCGACGGGAUUCCUUCGGGGAACCCGACGGGAUGGUAGUCGACACCCAAGGCAAUCUGUGGAUUGCCGUCUACGCCUCCCACCGGGUCAUGGUCUUCAGUCCCACGGGAGAGCAUCUCCAGAAUGUGGAGUUCUCCGCGAAGAACGUCGCCUGUACGACCUGGGGCGGCCGAGCGCAUGAUAUGAUCUACGUGGCAAGCGGCAUGGAUCGCGGGGAACAUCCGGAUCCAGGGGACGACGGGGGACAUAUGUUCCUGUAUAAGCCGUUGACGGCGAAGGGGCAGCCCAAGUACGAAUUCGGCGGGUAG
Molecule: messenger RNA, 951 nt
Organism: Aspergillus tanneri
Lineage: Eukaryota; Fungi; Ascomycota; Eurotiomycetes; Eurotiales; Aspergillaceae
Product: SMP-30/gluconolactonase/LRE family protein
Exons: 3
Coding region: 1-951 (316 amino acids)
Biological process (GO): L-ascorbic acid biosynthetic process
Molecular function (GO): gluconolactonase activity; calcium ion binding
Source: RefSeq, a predicted model, not a curated record